Messenger RNA from Equus quagga, 1565 nucleotides. RefSeq names its product liver carboxylesterase-like. Gene Ontology annotation, molecular function: carboxylic ester hydrolase activity. The record is from RefSeq and is a predicted model, not a curated record. Bases 29 to 1534 code for a protein of 501 amino acids. The transcript has 11 exons. NCBI's taxonomy places the organism in Eukaryota, Metazoa, Chordata, Mammalia, Perissodactyla, Equidae. Gene Ontology annotation, cellular component: endoplasmic reticulum; lipid droplet. Gene Ontology annotation, biological process: lipid catabolic process.
CAGGCCCAGGAGCUGCUGUCCUUCUGAGAUGGGGCUCUUCGCUCUGGUCCUGGUCUCCUUGUCCACUUCCACAGUUUGGGCAGGGCGCCCAUCUUCACAGCCUGUGGUGGACACCGCACAGGGCAAGGUCCUGGGGAAGCACGUCAGCCUGGAAGGAUUUGCACAGCCCGUGGCCGUUUUCCUGGGGGUCCCUUUUGCCAAGCCCCCCCUGGGAUCCCUGAGGUUUGCUCCGCCGCAGCCUGCAGAUCCAUGGCCCUUCGUCAAGAAUGCCACCUCCUACCCUCCCAUGUGCUCCCAGGACGCAGUGAUGGGGGAGAUGCUCUCAGAAUUCCUUACCAACAGAAAGGAGAACAUGCCUCUCAAGUUUUCCGAAGAUUGUCUUUACCUAAAUAUUUACACUCCCGCUGACUUGACGAAGAAAAGCAGGCUGCCGGUGAUGGUGUGGAUCCACGGAGGUGGUCUGAUAAUAGGUGGAGCAUCAUCCUAUGAUGGGCUGCCCCUCUCUGCCCUUGAAAACGUGGUGGUGGUGACCAUUCAGUACCGCCUGGGCAUCUGGGGAUUCUUCAGCACAGGGGACGAACACAGCCCAGGAAACUGGGGUCUCUUGGAUCAGGUGGCCGCACUGCGCUGGGUCCAGGAGAACAUUGCCAACUUUGGAGGGGACCCAGGCUCCGUGACCAUCUUUGGAGAGUCAGCAGGAGGUAGAAGUGUCUCUGUUCUUGUGUUAUCUCCACUGGCCAAGAACCUCUUCCACCGGGCCAUCUCUGAGAGUGGCGUGGCUAUCUCUUCUGCCCCAGCCAAGAGGGACUUAAAGGCCAUGGCUCAGCAAAUUGCUGUGUUUGCUGGGUGUAAAACCACCACCUCGGCUGUCAUUGUUGACUGCCUGCGCCAGAAGACAGAGGACGAGCUCCUGGAGACAUCGCUGAAGAUGAGCCAUCCCUUCCUGCCCGCUGUGGUUGAUGGAGUGCUGCUGCCAAAGAUGCCUGAGGAGAUUCUGGCUGAAAAGAAGUUCAACACUGUUCCCUACAUCGUCGGAAUCAACAAGCAAGAGUUUGGCUGGAUUAUUCCAAUGAUGAUGGGCUACCCGCUCUCUGAAGGCAAGAUGGACCAGCAGACAGCCACGUCACUCUUGCAGAACUCCUCCACCCUCCUUCACAUCCCUGAGGAACUGACUCCAGUGGCCAUUGAGAAAUAUUUAGGAGGGACAGACGACCCUGUCAAAAAGAAAGACCUGUUCCUGGACUUGAUGGGGGAUGUGAUGUUUGGUGUCCCAUCUGUGACUGUGGCCCGGCUCCACAGAGAUGCCGGAGCCUCCACCUUCAUGUAUGAGUUUCAGUACCGCCCAAGCUUUUCAUCAGCCAUGAGACCCAAGACGGUGAUAGGGGACCAUGGAGAUGAGAUCUUCUCGGUCUUUGGGGCCCCAUUUCUAAAAGGUGAUGUCCCAUUGGUGACUACAAACUUCAGAUUAGGAGAUCUGGGUACAAAUCUCAGUUUGGUGGCCUUGGGAGAGUUACUCCUUCUCUCCAGGUCUUAGUUUCCCAAAUUCUCCAUAACAGAGUUGAACA